This is a messenger RNA of Athalia rosae (coleseed sawfly), 545 nucleotides long. RefSeq names its product coiled-coil domain-containing protein 86. Gene Ontology annotation, cellular component: nucleolus. Lineage: Eukaryota; Metazoa; Arthropoda; Insecta; Hymenoptera; Athaliidae. The transcript has 3 exons. The record is from RefSeq and is a predicted model, not a curated record. The coding region runs from base 11 to 475 and encodes 154 amino acids.
CUAUGUGACAAUGACGGAGAUUGAAGAAAAUGUAAUUCGCAUGGAGGAUAUAUUGGAUAAAAAAAAAGAAAAGCCAGUUGCUUCUAUUCAAUCCAAAAAAGUGAAUAAACUUAGUAAGCAUGUUGAGAAGGUUGCUGUGCCCAAAGGCAAGCCAAAAUCAGGAAGGGUUUGGAAGGAACCGAGAACUAGAUUCUCAUCUAUAAUAAAGACUCGUGGUACGCGACUAUCUUUUGAAAAAAAACAAAAAUUAAGGGCUGAGUUGAAACGGGUGAAAGAUCUUUCCAGGGCUGUUAUAGCCCAACGCCAAGCUGAAAAAGAGGCAAAAAAGCAAAGAAGAAUUGAGAACUUGAAGCGUGCUGAAGAAAAUCGAAAAAAGAGUGAAAUAGUCCAAGUAAUCAAGAAUACCGCCAAGAUAAAGAAUAUGAAGAAAAAACAUCUGAGAAAGUUGGAGAAGCGUGAUACGACAAACAUGUGAUUUAUUCAUAAUGUUAGAACAUAACUAACUUAUACAGAUAUUUUUUCCAAUAAACGUAAUUCGCAGUUUA